AUGGCUGAUAUUUCAUUAGCCCGUGCACGUAUUUUCCUUCACUUGUGCAUUUUCUACUCCAUUUUCUUUGAUCCAUCCACCACUCGUCUCCAUCCCUUGCCAUUUUGUACUGCUGAGGCUGGUCGGGGCACUUUCUCCUAUGUUGCUGAGCGAGAUGUCAAGCUCGGUUUGGAAAAAACCCUGACGUCUCAUCUCUUGGACGCCUUGGUUCCUGUAAUCAGAGACGUGCGUGUGGACUGGGGCACGGGUCUUGAUCUCACUCUGCAGGUGACUCCGGAUCUCGGCGAAAUGGAGUACAGCAAUCGCUUCCUGGCUAUUGCGCUCAUCCAGCCUUCGGAGAAUGAGUGUGUCCAAAAUCGAAGUACGCUGGAGCAUGUACAAGUCGAAGCGGUCGUCGGAGGAGUGCAGCAAUCAAUGAGGUUGCUUGAGGUUGGUAUGUCGACGGGGACGACACUCCACGCAGUUGGAGUUUCGUCCUAUGUUCGGGAAAACCAGAAUGCUUUAUCCGAAUCUGUCCAAGAAGUUGCACGCGUGCACCGUGUGGCGACCAGCGCGACGCAGUGGGUUCGCGUCCUGGCUCAGUCCAAACAGGCUCAGGCUGUGGUCUGCGAUGGUUUAUGGAGCGAGCCCGAGCCUGCAGACCCUUCAGCUACAGCUUCGCAUGUUUCCGGGGAGCUCAGCCAGAAAGAGGCGGAUAAGGGCCACAAGGGCACCUUGCUUUCUACUCGGCAGCAUGGAGCUCCAUCCAAGCAUGUUGUCGAGAAGCUUUCGAUGGUGAACUUCGGCAAGAUCGCCACAAGCCUCUCGUUGAAGGACGAUGCUGUAUUUGGUGUCAAUCAGCGCUCCAAGGUCUCCGAAACUGCCGAUGAGUUCCGUCAAAAGCAUCUCGAGCGAACGACGGAGGAUUGGUUCAGGCCACGGUCGACAUUCUCUGUCCGUGGCUUUUCCCGCAUCGGUUCCGCUUUGUCCAUUGUUGGAAGUUCUAGUGGCCCAAGUGGCCGCGGAAGCAAACCUUCUCCGAGUGCCUGGCAAGAUCCUCUCCGUGGUGAAAACUGGCCCUUCAUUCGAGGCGACGAUGACUUCUUGACAGGGUACCAUGACGAUGUCGAGUCGUACAGGGCGUUUGACGGGCGCACGAAGGCCUCAAAAACCAGCUCUCCACCAGAGCUCGCAACUCGCAACACUCCGUCAAGUCGAGCAAAGAAGGCGGCAGAUUUGGUCUCGCGCCUCUCCGUCCUCGACUUUUCCAAGCUGGGACACAGCCUGGCAUUCCAUGGGCGGCGAUCGCAGAGCCCGUACUCUCGCCUGGAUUCUUUCUCCUUGUUUGACUCCAUGAUGGUUGGCUCCUCGAUCUCCUCGCGCCAUCAGGGUCACCAGGUCAAGGGGCAGGCCGGUCAGAACCAAGGCACGCUGUCAAUGCGAAGCCACAUCCCUUUCUCCAAGCACGGGGCAUCGGAUCAGUCGUCUUCGUGGGCAAAGCUGUCUGCAACUGGAGCAUUCAACUUGGCAUCCCAGCUCUCUAUUCGAUUGGAGAAGAAUCUGGGCAAGAGUCGGGGAGUGCAUGCAAUGCAGGCAGGCCACGCAAGUUUUGCAGACUUGUCAGGGCUGGGAAGGUCUGUUCGCGAUGAUUAUGUUGAACGGCCAGACCGGGCUGUGUCGCCUGCGCCGGCAGGGCCACAGGCAGAGGACCUCUCCGAAAUACGUGGUUGGAUUAGCCUGGAAGUAGCAGGUGGUAUCCUGCAAGGUGUCUGCCCUGUUAAAUUCACGGGCGAGGCAUGCUCUGAUGUGUCUGAGCGGGUGGCAAUCCACUGGAGACCUGGAAGAAAUGCCAGCCACAAGCCGGCACAAGUUUAUCUGACGGACAUGCCGCUAUCACUCCUCAGCCAAGGCAUUCGCCUCGGGGAAGCGUCUCUGAGCGGAAGCAGCAAGUCAAGUGACAACUGGCCGCUGGAGCUUCGGAUUGGCCUACAGGUCUCCAAGACAUGCGAGCUGAGCAUCCAUCGCGUAGAGACAUCAGGCUCUCUGGGAAGCAAGCUGAUGACUUCAAAGCUGGCGGAUGCCACGCUGCACUUUCAGGCAUUGAGCUCCCAAGGCUCCGAAGAGCGCCUAAGUGACCUAAGUGACCUAAGUGACCUAAGGGCCGGAAUAGGGGAAGCGCUGGGAAGCCGACAACAAGCGGUGCGACAAGGCUUUCCAACGGUCGCACGGCCUGUGGCAGUGAAAGCUGAGGCAAGCCACGCCCCACGUAGCACAACGUGGGACCCUGCAUCCGUAGACAUGCAGGCAGGUUGCCAUGCUCUUUUAGGCGCGCAGGCAUUUCAAGGCUACUUCAUGCUUGAGCAGGCAGCAUUGGAUGCGAUGGGAUUGAGCUGGAAGCACCUUGAGAUGCUGAUGUCCCUCUGGACAUUGCAUGCAGCAGAUGGAGCUCAGGUUGCGCACACGGCCUUUGCUCUAAAUGUGUUGAAGGCAUCCUUUCAGGAAAUGCAGGCCUCGUGGCAUCUAGUCGCUCGUCGUGCAGAAGCAUGGCUUCAGCACAAGGUUGCAAGCCUUUCCUUGCCAGGCUGUCGAAAUGCAGUGGCUUGCCUCGAGACCGCCGGGAUAUUUGCAGUCCGAGAACGCAACAAGGAAAAACGCGAGCCGAUGACAAGAUACGAUAGGCAGCCAGGUUAG
Molecule: messenger RNA, 2670 nt
Organism: Symbiodinium natans
Lineage: Eukaryota; Dinophyceae; Suessiales; Symbiodiniaceae
Source: the annotation of a GenBank genome assembly